Python bivittatus (Burmese python) is the source of this 2808-nucleotide messenger RNA. It is a transcript of the gene RIPK2, whose product is annotated as receptor interacting serine/threonine kinase 2. Gene Ontology annotation, biological process: innate immune response; regulation of apoptotic process; protein phosphorylation. Lineage: Eukaryota; Metazoa; Chordata; Lepidosauria; Squamata; Pythonidae. The record is from RefSeq and is a predicted model, not a curated record. Gene Ontology annotation, molecular function: JUN kinase kinase kinase activity; ATP binding.
ACUGCCUUAGUUUGAUGGCCGCUGACGGCAGCAUGAGGACGAACGGCGGAGGCCCCGACAGCCGCAGCAGUGCCAGCUGCGAGCCUUGCAACAUUAGCUACACGCUCCCCACCAUCUCUUCCAACAAGCUCCCCGACCAGCGCUUCAUCAGCCGCGGGGCCUACGGCACGGUGUCCUCCGCGCGUCACGCAGACUGGCGAGUCCCGGUGGCCGUCAAGUGCUUGCAGGGCCCCCUCUUAGACAGCGAGAGGGACAGUCUCUUAAAAGAAGCUGAAAUUUUACAUCAGGCAAGGUUCAGUUACAUUCUACCAAUUUUGGGAAUUUGCAAUGAACCUCAAUUUCUGGGCAUUGUGACAGAAUAUAUGCCUAAUGGAUCACUGAACCAACUUUUACAUGGGAAAAACGUCUAUCCUGACAUUGCUUGGUCACUCAGAUUUCGCAUUUUGUAUGAAAUUGCUUUGGGAGUAAAUUAUCUUCACAACAUGAGUCCUCCACUCUUGCACCAUGAUUUGAAGACCCAGAAUAUUUUACUUGACAGUGAUUUCCAUGUUAAGAUCGCAGAUUUUGGUUUGUCAAAGUGGCGUAUGGUGUCCAUGUCCCUUUCAAGAGGGGAGAAAUCAAUGCCUGAGGGAGGGACCAUUGUCUACAUGCCACCUGAAGAUUAUGAUGGCAGCCAAAAACUCCGUGCAAGCGUGAAGCAUGAUAUAUACAGUUACGCCAUUAUUAUGUGGGAAGUGAUGUCAAGAAAACAGCCAUUUGAAGAAGUUAUAAAUCCCUUGCAAAUUAUGUACAGCGUGUCAAGAGGGAGGCGUCCAGACACCGGGGAAGAGUGUUUGCCACUUGAUAUUCCUCACCGACAAUUGAUGUUGUCUUUAAUGGAAUCUGCCUGGGCACAAAAUCCAGAUGAAAGGCCAUCUUUUUCAAGGUGCUUAAUAGAACUUGAACCUGUGCUGAGGACCUUUGAAGAGAUACCUAUGCUUGAAGCAGUAAUAGAGUUAAAGAGGGCCAAAUCCCAGUAUGAGUGGCGAUGCGUUCAUUUGUCGAAUAAGAUCUCCAGUGAUGAGUCGAUAUCUUUAAAUAUACCAUUGAGCACUAGUAUACAAGAGAAUUCCUGUUUAUCCCAAAAUGAUAAACUUUUUCUUCCACGUGUUCCCCAGGAUACAUCAAAACCAUACAACAUCCUUUCAGAUGUUAAGGAUGAACCACACUCACUGAUCAGUUAUGUCCCACCGUCUCAGAGUACUCAGUCUUAUGUGUCUCAACAAAGUUCUUCAUCUACCACAAAUAGUUCUAAUUCAUCAAAUUCCAUGCCGUGUUUGCUGCAGACAUCAGGAGCUAACUCGGACUUUACGUUGAGGACUAUACAGCCACAAGAUUUCACUGUAGCUCAUCAGUGGAUCCAAACUAAAAGAGAAGAAAUUGUCCAUCAGAUGACUGAAGCUUGUCUUAACCAAUGCUUGGAUGCUCUCCUCUCCAGGGAUUUAAUCAUGAGAGAGGAUUAUGAACUCAUCAGCACCAAACCUACAAGGACCUCAAAAGUCAGGCAACUGCUUGAUAAUAUUGACAGUCAAGGAGAGGAAGUCGCUAGAGUCAUAGUGCAAAAACUGAAAGACAAUAAACAGAUGGGACUUCAGCCCUACCCAGAUGUAUCUCCUGCAUUCAGGAGCACUUCUUUGAAUCUAUAAAUGUCAGGACUUGCAAUCUGGAUUCCUAUUUCUGAAAUGUCUAUGUUUCUGCUGCAUGGCUCUAAACUGAGGUCCUUAGUUUGCUGGGCAAGGGGGAGGGCAUCUUACAAAUGGAAGUAUUACACAAUGUUCUUGUCAUUUUUUAAAAUAACAACAUACUUGAACUUUCUUCGCUGAAUAGACAUGCAUUUUGUGGAAUUAUUAAAAAGAAAAGAUAAAAUAUAUAAAGAUAAAAUGCAAAAGGAUAGAGAACUCAAAAGAACUCCAUCUUUUGAGGCAUUCUGUCAGUCAAAUCUGCCUUUAAAUAGGGAAGGUUUACUGGGUUAGCACAUUAAUAGGAUUGUUCUAAAACACUGCCCUUUAUAAAGUCUUUUAUGUGAAUAGGAACCACUUCUGAAUUUGCUUGUCUCUAGCCACGUGCUUUGUAGUAGAAUACAAAUACCCUAUUUGGUUAUGCCAGGUGACCAGACCUAAUGAGACAAGCCCCAGAUGUAUUUUGGAAUUCAUUCACUGCUGCUUUGUAGCUUUGUAAAAUAGAAAAAGAACAGUGGUAUAUAAGCUGUUUUUGAAGGGAACUUGUUCACUGUUAAUGAUCUUUAAAGAACAUCUCAAGCCCAGAUUUGCCUGGCCCAGGGUGUAGGAGCAUUAACCUCCCAAAGAGUAGAGUGUUGUACAAAGGGAUUGCAUUGGAUUCUAGGGAAUAUCUACACUGUUUUCAUAGAGGCCCCAUUGAGUAUAGCUCUAGUCAUGAUUCAUGAAUGUUUUGCUGAGGAGGAAAGAUAUCUGUAGCAGUCCAUGUUCAGUAUAACUUAAAGUGGGUAUGGUGGGGGGACAUAACCACUUCUAAUUGAAGAGGAAACACUUUAAAUAUGUUGAGGAACUGAAGGGGAACAGAUAGGUAUGAAUGAGUUUUUACUUCACAAUGCCCACUCUUGCAGUCUAAUUCUGUUUAGACAUGAGAGGGGAGGAGAAUGGCAUCUUCUAAAAACAGGAUCCUUCAAUCACUCAUAAUCAACAUAGUCUACCUAUGUGGUAUAUGACACAGGUACAGAUUAUUGCAUAUAAAAUAUGUAUGAAUCAUAUAGACCCAAUUUGGUGUAGUGGUUAAAGCAUCAAGCUAGAA